Pseudozyma flocculosa PF-1 is the source of this 6978-nucleotide messenger RNA. RefSeq lists its product as uncharacterized. Bases 1 to 6978 code for a protein of 2325 amino acids. Lineage: Eukaryota; Fungi; Basidiomycota; Ustilaginomycetes; Ustilaginales; Ustilaginaceae. The record is from RefSeq and is a predicted model, not a curated record. Gene Ontology annotation, molecular function: carbamoyl-phosphate synthase (glutamine-hydrolyzing) activity; aspartate carbamoyltransferase activity; metal ion binding. Gene Ontology annotation, biological process: 'de novo' pyrimidine nucleobase biosynthetic process; UTP biosynthetic process; L-citrulline biosynthetic process. The transcript is spliced from 3 exons. Gene Ontology annotation, cellular component: cytoplasm; cytosol.
AUGGCUUCCUCGACCUCUGUGACCACCCCUUCAUUGGGCGCUGGUCAGCUCCCCCCCGCCGCCGAUGGCCAGGUCACCCUGUACCCGCCAGCCACCAGCCCUCCCCUCGGCCGCGAGGACAGCACCGAGAUGGUCCUCGAGCUCGUCGACGGCACCGCCUACCGCGGCAUCAGCUUUGGCGCCGAGGGAAAGAGCAUCUCGGGAGAAUGCGUCUUCCAGACCGGCAUGGUCGGCUAUGUCGAGUCGCUGACCGACCCGUCGUACGAGGGCCAGAUCCUUGUCCUCACCUUCCCCCUGGCCGGCAACUACGGUGUCCCCUCGCGCGAGGAGGCGAGCAAGAGCAUCCAGAACCUGCUCGCCUCGCCGUUCGAGUCGAGCCGCAUCCACGUCGCCGGCCUGGUGGUGGCCUACUACAGCCACGACUUCAGCCACUACCUCGCCAACUCGAGCCUGGGCGACUGGCUCAAGGAGAACGGCGUCCCUGCCAUCUACGGCAUCGACACCCGCGCCCUGACCAAGCGCAUCCGCACCAAGGGCAGCAUGCUCGGAAAGCUGCUCGCCCCCAAGCCUGGCGCUGGCAAGAUCGACGCGUCCGCCGCCGCCGCCGCAUCGUGGCGCGAGUCCUUCGCCGAUCUGCCCUACGCCGACCCCAACCUCACCAACCUGGUGGCCAAGGUGUCGAGCACCCGCCCGCAGCUCUACACGCCCGCCAACACCUCGCCCGGAGAGUCGCUGGGCAAGUUCGAGGCGCCGCUGAUGCACCCCUCGGGACGGCCCAUCCGCAUCCUCGCCCUCGACGUCGGCAUGAAGUACAACCAGAUCCGCUGCUUCACGUCGCGCGGCGUCGAGCUCAAGGUGGUGCCGUGGGACCACGACUUCCUUGACCCGCGCGUCGAGUCGGAGCCCUACGACGGCCUCUUCAUCUCCAACGGCCCCGGCGACCCGACCUCGUGCGGCCCCACGAUCGCGCGCAUCGCCCGCCUGCUGCAGCUGCGUGGCAACGACAUGAUCCCCAUCUUCGGCAUCUGCCUCGGCCACCAGCUGCUCGCCCUCGCCUCGGGCGCGCAGACCGAGAAGCUCAAGUUCGGCAACCGCGGCCACAACAUCCCGUGUACCGACCAGAUCAGCGGACGCUGCUACAUUACGUCGCAGAACCACGGCUACGCCGUUAAUGCCUCGACGCUGCAGCCGGGCUGGCACGAGCUGUUUGUCAACGCCAACGACGGCACCAACGAGGGCAUCUACAGCUCCCAGGGCCCGCACUUCAGCGUCCAGUUCCACCCGGAGAGCACGCCCGGCCCGCGCGACACCGAGUACCUCUUUGACGUCUUUAUCCGCAGCGUCGUCGACUGCGCCGCCGUCAAGGCCGCCCCUUCGCCGACCCCGGACGCGCUGCUGCCCCCCGUCGCCUUCCCCGGCGGCAUCCACGCCGAGCACGCCGCCGCCAACCCGCGCGUCCACGUGCGCAAGGUGCUCGUCCUCGGCUCCGGCGGUCUCAGCAUCGGCCAGGCGGGCGAGUUUGACUACUCGGGCUCGCAGGCCAUCAAGGCGCUCAAGGAGGAGGGCAUCUACACGGUGCUGAUCAACCCCAACAUCGCCACCAUCCAGACGUCGUCGGGCCUGGCGGACAAGGUCUACUUUGUGCCCGUCACGCCCGAGUUUGUCCUCAACGUCAUCCGCCACGAGCGUCCGGACGGCAUCUACUGCACGUUCGGUGGCCAGACGGCGCUCAACGUCGGCAUCAAGAUAAAGGAGGACCUCAAGGCCAUGGGCGUCCGCAUCCUCGGCACGCCGAUCGAGACCAUCAUCACCACCGAGGACCGCGACCUCUUUGCCCGCGCGAUGGAGGAGAUUGGCGAGCGCUGCGCGCCCUCGGCCGCCGCCAACAACUGGGACGAGGCGCUGGCCGCCUCGCGCACGAUUGGCUUCCCCGUCAUUGUGCGCGCCGCCUUUGCCCUCGGCGGCCUCGGCUCCGGCUUCGCCUCGAACGAGGACGAGCUGCGCAAGCUGUGCGCCGCCGCCUUUGCCAACUCGCCCCAGGUCCUCGUCGAAAAGUCGAUGAAGGGCUGGAAGGAGGUCGAGUACGAGGUGGUGCGCGACUGCCGCAACAACUGCAUCACGGUGUGCAACAUGGAGAACUUUGACCCGCUCGGCAUCCACACGGGCGACUCGAUCGUCAUUGCGCCCUCGCAGACGCUGUCCGACGACGACUACAACAUGCUCAGGACGACGGCGGUCAACGUCAUCCGCCACCUCGGCGUCGUCGGCGAGUGCAACAUCCAGUACGCCCUCAACCCGCACAGCCGCGAGUACUGCAUCAUCGAGGUCAACGCCCGUCUGUCGCGCUCGUCGGCGCUGGCGUCCAAGGCCACCGGUUACCCGCUCGCCUUUAUCGCCGCCAAGCUCGGCCUCAACAUCCCGCUCAACGAGAUCCGCAACUCGGUCACGCGCGAGACGUCGGCAUGCUUCGAGCCCUCGCUCGACUACGUCGUCACCAAGUUCCCGCGCUGGGACCUGCGCAAGUUUGUCCGCGUCAGCUCCAAGCUCGGCAGCAGCAUGAAGAGCGUCGGAGAGGUCAUGAGCAUCGGCAGGACGUUUGAGGAGAGCAUGCAGAAGGCCAUCCGCUCCAUCGACUACCAGUUCGACGGCUUCGGCCGCAACGACUACGCAAAGGACUCGGACAUUGACGAGGAGCUCGUCAACCCCACCGACCGCCGAAUGUUUGCCAUCGCCAACGCCUUUGCCAAGGGCUACACCGUCGACAAGGUCCACGACAUGAGCAAGAUCGACCGCUGGUUCCUCACCAAGCUCGAGGGCCUGAUCAAGGCGGCCAACGUCUUCUCGACCUUCAGCGCCGCCCAGCUGCCGCCCAGCGUGCUGCGCCAGGCCAAGCAGCUCGGCUUCUCGGACCGCCAGCUGGCCAAGUGCCUCAACAGCACCGAGCUCGCCGUCCGCCGCCUCCGCCAGGAGCACGCCAUCAUGCCGUUUGUCAAGCAGAUCGACACGGUCGCCGCCGAGUUCCCGGCCUACACCAACUACCUCUACACGACCUACAACGCCGUCGAGCACGACGUCAGCUUCGGCGACCGCGGCAUCAUGGUCAUUGGCUCCGGCGUCUACCGCAUCGGCUCAUCGGUCGAGUUCGACUGGUGCGCCGUCCGCGCCAUCCGCACGCUGCGCCAGCGCGGCUUCAAGACGAUCAUGAUCAACUACAACCCCGAGACGGUGUCGACCGACUACGACGAGGCGGAUCGCCUCUACUUCGAGAACAUCUCGCUCGAGACGGUGCUGGACAUCUACGACCUCGAGCAGUCGAACGGCGUCAUCAUCUCGAUGGGCGGCCAGACGCCCAACAACAUCGCGCUGCCCCUCUACCGCCAGGGCGUCAAGGUGCUCGGCACGUCGCCCGAGAUGAUCGACAUGGCCGAGAACCGGUACAAGUUCUCGCGCAUGCUCGACAAGAUCGGCGUCGACCAGCCGCUGUGGAAGGAGCUCACCAGCUUCGAGGAGGCCCACGAGGCGUGCGCCCGCUUCGGCUACCCCGUGCUGGUCCGCCCCUCGUACGUCCUCAGCGGCGCCGCCAUGAACGUCGUCUACUCGCCCGAGGACCUCAGCAGCUACCUGUCGCAGGCCACCGCCGUCAACCGCGAGCAUCCCGUCGUCAUCACAAAGUACCUCGAGGGCGCCAAGGAGAUCGAGAUGGACGCCGUCGCAAAGGACGGCAAGAUGAUGAUGCACUACAUCUCCGAGCACGUCGAAAACGCCGGCGUCCACUCGGGAGACGCGACGCUGAUCCUGCCCCCGCAAGACCUCGACCCCGAGACGAUCCGCCGCAUCGAGGUGGCCACAUCGCAGAUUGCCGCCUCGCUCCACGUCACCGGCCCGUUCAACAUCCAGUUUAUCGCCAAGAACAACGAGAUCAAGGUCAUCGAGUGCAACGUCCGCGCCGCCCGCUCGUUCCCCUUUGUCUCCAAGGUGACGGGCGUCGACGCCAUCCAGAUGGCCACCGAGGUCAUGCUCGACCUCCCCGUCGAGGCCUACCCCAAGGUGUCGCUGCCCAAGGACUACGUCGGCGUCAAGGUGCCCCAGUUCAGCUUCAGCCGGCUGGCGGGCGCCGACCCGAUCCUCGGCGUCGAGAUGGCCUCGACCGGCGAGGUGGCCUGCUUCGGUCGCGACAAGUACGAGGCCUACCUCAAGGCCAUGAUCGCCUCGGGCAUCCGCCUGCCCACCAAGAACGUCUUGCUCAGCAUCGGCUCGUUUAGCGAGAAGCAGGAGCUGCUGCAGACGGUUCGCACGCUCCACCAGCUCGGCUUCACCCUCUACGGCUCUUCGGGCUCGGCCGACUUCUACUCGGAGCAGGGCAUCCCCGUCAUUCACCUCGAGGCGCUGCCCGAGGACGACGAGAGCAAGUUCGAGGAGAGCUCCAAGUCGGCCUACUCGCUGCUGACCCACCUCACCUCGGGCAUGUCGUCGCUCUUCAUCUCGCUGCCCAGCAAGAACAAGUACCGCCGACCGCUGUCGUACACCUCGAUGGGCUACCGCGCCAGGCGCCUGGCCAUCGACCGCUCGAUCCCGCUCAUCACCAACGUCAAGAACGCCAAGCUGUUUGUCGAGGCCCUCGCCCGGCACCGCCGCAGGUCGACGUCCGGCUUCGAGCUGUCGAGCGUCGACUACAAGACGAGCCACUCGACCUACACCUUCCCCGGCCUCAUCAACGUCCAGGCGUUCCUGCCGAGCAUCGCUGAUCCGGCCGUAGGCGCGCGCGAGCUGGCCGAGCUGACCAAGGCCUCGAUUGCCGGAGGCUUCACCACGGUCCAGGUGCUGCCUGUCGGCCUCUCCACCAGCAUCGUCGACUCGGCCUCGCUCGCCACUGCCGAGGGCAAGAUCGAGGGCGCCGCCCACUGCGACGUCUCGCUCGGCGUCUCGGCCACCGCCGCCAACGUCGACCAGGUCGAGGACCUCUCGGAGCGCACCCGCUCCCUGCUCGUCUCGUUCAACGGCCUUGGCCCCAACGUCAGCAAGGCGGCCGCCGUCGCCUCGCACUUUGCCUCGUGGCCCGCCGACACGCCGAUCGUCACCGACGCCCGCAACACGGACCUGGCUUCGCUGCUGCUGCUGGCCAGCCUGCACAGCCGCAGCAUCCACGUCACCAACGUCCUCUCGCGCGACGACAUCCAGCUGAUCGCGCUCAGCAAGGCCAAGGGACUCAAGGUCACCUGCGACGUCACCGUCUACGCCCUGUUCUUCACCACCGAGAUGUUCCCCCAGGCCACCUGCCUGCCCUCGGCCGACGACGCCAAGGCGCUGUGGGAGCACCUCGAGGACAUUGACGUCUUCUCGAUCGGCAGCACGCCGUACCAGCUGGCCACUGAGCUUGGCCACACCGCUUCGCCCAUGUCGGGUGUCGAGGAGGCGCUGCUGCUGCUGCUCGACGCGGUCAACGAGCGCAGGCUCACCGUCGACGACAUCCUCCACCGCCUCUACACCAACCCGCGCGAGAUCUUCGGCAUCCAGGCGCAGCCCGACACCCAGGUCGAGGUCGACAUCGACCGCCCCAGCGCGUUCGCCAAGCGCGACUACUGGUCGCCCCUCGAGGCGCGCGCCACGGUCGGAUCGGUGCACCGCGUCAUCUACAAGGGCAAGACGGUGCUCAUCGACGGCGAGGUGCUGUCCAACACCACCCUCGGCCGCAACGUGAGCGGCCUCGCCUCGACGGCGGUCGCAAAGCAGGCCAAAGUGGCUUCGGCCGCUCGCCGCGUCUCGUUCUCCAACGAGGGCCGUCUCACCAGCGGCGGCGCCUUCUCGGGCUUCGACUCGCCCUCCUCGCCUCCGCCGCUGGCGCUGUCGAUGGGGUCGUCGGCCAAGUCGCCCGUCCUCGGCGCCACCGACGUCCAGCAGCCGCGCGGCAGCAUCAUGUCGACCCUCCUGUCUGAGCAGCAGCAGCAGCAGCAGGCUCAGCAGCUGGGCCAGGCGGUGGUGCCUUCGAUGUCGUCGGCACUGACUGCCAUCGCGCCCGUGCCGUCGAUCCGCUCGGCCAUCUACCACCCGACGUUCUCGCGCCGACACAUCCUCAGCGUCAGCCAGUUUAGCCGCGAGGACCUGCACGCGCUCUUCACCCUGGCCGGCGAGAUGCGCGUUGCCGUCGAGCGUCAGGGCUCGGUCGACCUGCUCAAGGGCCGCGUGCUGGCGACGCUCUUCUACGAGGAGUCGACGCGCACCUCGUGCUCGUUUGAGGCGGCCAUGCUGCGCCUCGGCGGACAGGUGGUCAAGGUGCAGCCCGAGAAGUCGUCGGUGACCAAGGGCGAGACGAUCCCGGACACGGUCCGCACGCUCGGCUGCUACGCCGACGCCGUCGUGAUGCGCCACCCGACGGCGGGCAGCGUGCACCUGGCGGCCAAGUUCUCGCCGGUGCCCGUCAUCUCGGGCGGCGAGUCGUCGAUUGAGCACCCGACGCAGGCGCUGCUCGACGUGUUUGCCAUCCGCGAGGAGAUGGGCACCGUGGCCGGCCUCACCAUCACCAUGAUCGGAGACCUCAAGCACGGCCGCACCGUGCACAGCCUGGUGCAGCUGCUGUGCCUGUACGGCGUGACGGUCUACUACGUCAGCCCCGACUCGCUGCGCAUGCCCGACGGCGUCAAGGCGCAGGUGGCGCAGCGCGGCAUCCAGCAGUACGAGUCGACGCAGCUGACCGACGACAUCCUGUCCAAGACCGACGUCCUCUACGUGACGCGCGUCCAGCGCGAGCGCUUUGCCGAUCUGGCCGACUACGAGGCGGUCAAGGACAGCUACGUCGUCGACAACGCCGCCCUGUCCAAGUGCAAGCCGUCGACGAUUGUGCUUCACCCGCUGCCCAAAAACAACGAGCUGGCCGACGACCUCGAGUUUAACCCGCGCGCCGCCUGGUGGCGCCAGGUCAAGUACGGCCUCUACUUGCGAAUGGCCCUGCUCGCCAUGGUCCUCAACACUGGCCGUGCCUGA